AUGUACAGUAUAACGGGCUUUUCGAAGCUGCAGCCGAUCUUUGCAUCAGCUCAAAGUCUACUGAACACCCACAUCCUAUAUUUUCAACCCAUUUCCGUCUACAAAAUGAAGUUCUUGGCCAUUGCUGUCACCUUGUGCCUCGCUGUGCUGUGCACCCAGGCUUUACCAGCCGAAAUGCCAUCUUCACCACUGCUGCUCAGUCGGAUGGCCAGGUCACCUCAAUUCCCUUACCCAGACUGUGUCCCGUGCACUUGUAAAACGACCAUCACAGAAAUUACCAUAAUCGAACAUGAAGUAAGGCCAGCAUCCACAAGGUUCGGCGGCAGCCCCCAGUGCUGCCCAUGCCCUCCACCUCCCUUCUGAUGCCGUACGUUUUUGA
This is a messenger RNA of Penaeus indicus, 379 nucleotides long. RefSeq lists its product as uncharacterized. Lineage: Eukaryota; Metazoa; Arthropoda; Malacostraca; Decapoda; Penaeidae. Bases 1 to 363 code for a protein of 120 amino acids. The record is from RefSeq and is a predicted model, not a curated record. The transcript has 4 exons.